GCACCCGGCGGACGGCCUUCAACGCGCUGCACGACGUCCUGCUCACCCGCUCACUUCACACCAAUACCAUCCAUAGCUACUCGGGCGUACACGCUCAACAUUACCAGCCCCAGUCUUAAACCUGGCCAGGCCAGCUCGACGGCAGGAGCGGCAAGAUGCGCACAUACCCGCGCGCAACGCUGAAGCGCCUUGUGCGUGCGCACCUGCGCUCCAAGGCGCAGCCGGCGCAGCUGAGCGCCCGGGCAGACCUGUAUAUUUACCUCGCAUGGGUCGUCUUCCUCCGGCGCCUCGCGCGCGAGAGCAUCGUCGCGAUGCAGAUGGACGCCGACGUCGGCGUCGCGGCGAGUACGCGCACCAUGGCACAGCGGCACGUGCGCUGCGCCGCGCGCCGGCUCGCAAGCCUCAACGACUAUCGCAGGACGUACACGAUCACUUCACCUGGCGUCACUCGAGCAGCAAGCAGAACGCCUCGCCUGGACUCGACGUGCUCGAAAGCAGGGCACGCCUCAACACUCCCACAUGUCCACGCAGUGCAGCUGUCCUAUCGCACGGGGACAAACGCUUAA
Molecule: messenger RNA, 566 nt
Organism: Tilletiaria anomala UBC 951
Lineage: Eukaryota; Fungi; Basidiomycota; Exobasidiomycetes; Georgefischeriales; Tilletiariaceae
Exons: 2
Coding region: 156-566 (136 amino acids)
Molecular function (GO): protein heterodimerization activity
Source: RefSeq, a predicted model, not a curated record